Molecule: messenger RNA, 786 nt
Organism: Musa acuminata AAA Group (dessert banana)
Lineage: Eukaryota; Viridiplantae; Streptophyta; Magnoliopsida; Zingiberales; Musaceae
Product: cyclin-dependent kinase inhibitor 4-like
Exons: 3
Coding region: 72-638 (188 amino acids)
Biological process (GO): negative regulation of cyclin-dependent protein serine/threonine kinase activity
Cellular component (GO): nucleus
Molecular function (GO): cyclin-dependent protein serine/threonine kinase inhibitor activity
Source: RefSeq, a predicted model, not a curated record
CCGAGUCCCCUCUGCUCCUUUUCGUUCUUUCCAUAGCAUAUGCGCAGUGUAGAGAACAAGAGGUACAGGAGAUGGGCAAGUAUCUUAGAAAAGCCAAGGUCUCCGGCGAGGCCGCCGUCAUGGAGGUGUCCCACCACUCCUCCCUCGGCGUCCGCACGCGUGCCCGGUCCCUCGCCGCGGCCACCGCCCAAGACUCGUCCCGCGCCUACCUCGAGCUCCGGAGCCGCCGCCUCGAGAAGCCCCUCUCGCCCCCUCCCUCAUGCAACUCCGAGAAGCCUGGCCCUGACCCGAGGGUGGAUUUUCGGUCACCGGGGUCCGUCUCGACGAGCAGGUGCUCGGCGGUUGCAGCGGAUACCGAGGUGUCAUUCAGGGAGACUAUUUUGGAGUCCGGUGCGAGGGACAGCUAUGAUAGGGAGACCAUACCUUGCAGUUUGAUUAGGGACCGAGAUCCUACAAGCAGAUCUACCAUUUCAGCAGUCACUGUUAAGCAGAGCAGCCCUACUGCUCAUGAGAUGGAAGAGUUUUUUGCUGCUGCAGAGCAACUCCAACAACGAAUAUUUUUAGAAAGGUACAACUUCGAUCCUGUAACCGAGCAUCCGCUGCCUGGCCGGUAUGAAUGGGUAAAAGAUGACUUGUAGAUGGCAGAGCUUUGGCUCGCUGUAACAUAUAGAGCCGAUGAGCUGAUGGGACACUCUUCAAAAGCCAACUUUGCCAAGUUUAUAGGGGUCAUUCAUCUGUGAAUCAUUUCAAUUGUUUCAAUGAUUUGUCUGUGCUUCAUUCUGAUGG